UUAAUGGUAGAAACUCAUAUGGGUUCUAAAAUUAGAUGACUGCCCGGAUGAUGACAGCGAUUGAGAGAGCGCAGCCUACGUAAAACACAGCAGCGCCAGCACGAGCUACGACCUUGUUGCAGUAACCUCGUUUUCUAUGAUCCGCUCUUCGUGGGAAUUUCACAGAGUCAUGCGACUGACUAACGCAUGUAAACACAGUACAAGCCUAGGAAAAUACGAACCACGGAUUGGAGGAAGUACGCGCACAACGGCGCAACGACCAAGUCAGUUGAUCAUUAGCGCAGUGGGAUUCAGUUGACAAACGACAACAAAGACGUUCACGACUUGGAGAUUUUGCAUUAGUUUCGAAAUACUCGGAUUUAGUUGACGCUGUUAUUCAGUUAAUGCGGACGGCAGUUAAACUGCUGCUCUGGUGAAUUCGAAGUGCUGCAAAGGAAUCAGGAUGCGGGAAUCGGAUUACCUGAUCUAUGUGGAACAACGAAAGUUGGCCGAUAUGAUCACGCGCCAUGCGGAGCUGGACGAUGUGCGCAUCACACUGGCCAGCGGUGCACGGGCCAACGGGGCGGUUGUACAGGGAUUACAUCCGCUGCAUUACGCGGUCUACGAGAAGUACUUCGAAUGUGUCAAGCUUCUGUUGGCACGUGGCGCGGAUCCGAAUGCUCCCGAUGACGUGGGUUACACUCCGGUGCAUCUGGCGGCGGAACGCGGCUACAAAGAUAUCCUGGAGAUGCUCAUUGACUACGGCGGCCAAACGGCACUCCGCGACAAAUGUCCCAGCAAUGACCAAUUGCCGCCGCCGGAGACAAUGGCCGAUGAGCCGUUGCGCUUAGCCAUCAAGAACGGGCACUUUGAGUGCAGCGAACUGUUAUUGAAACGCGGCGCUAAUCCAAACGCCAAAUAUUUUCUGGGAUCGGAGAUCAACUUUAUUGAUCCUGUGACUCAGCCGGAGUUUCUCGACCUGCUGCUCAAGUACGGCGCAGACCCGGAUAGCACCGAUCGCAGUGGACGCACGCCGCUGAUGUUUGCUGCCCGCCAUCCCGAUGCUGUUCAAGCUGUCAAGAUUCUAAUUUUACACGGGGCCAAUGUCAACGCGUGCGCUUCCGCCCGGCAGGACCAUCGAUCUGUCAUGCACUACGCGGUGCUGGGAGGCAAUUACGAUGUGGUGCGUUUGCUGGUCAAGGAAGGCGCGAUGGUAUCCAUGCCACCAGAAUACACCCAUCCGCAUCCGCUGGAUUUUGCCAUACUCAAGGAUGACGUGCAAAUGGUGAAACUGCUGAUCGACAGUGGCGCCAAUGUCAACGAAAUCGGCUCACCGUUGAUUGGCUCAGCGCUACACGUGGCCUGUUGCGGUGGUGACCUGCACAACCAGUUGCAGAUUGUGGAGACACUGCUGCAGGGAUCCGCCGAUCCGAACUGUGCCACCUUCAACGAAGAAGGGCAACUGUUGGCGCCGCCGCUCGGCGAAUAUCUGUGGAAUCUCCGACCAAAUCGGCCGCACUUACCGGAAUUGGUCAAUAUUCUCCUUAAGUACGGCGGACGGGUAGUGAUGCGCACGCAGAACCAAGAUCCCCUCGGCAUCCUUCGCAGUGUGGUCCGGAUUCCGUUCAGCGAGCGCGAUUUAUUCCUGAGACUUCUGGAAGCCGGCGAAGGCUACAAUCCGGUGGCCAUCUAUCGCCUGACCAACGUAGCCGCCUGGUCCAAGGACAGCCUGUUGUGGGCGGCCACCCGGCCCCUCCCUCUGCGCCAUCAAGCUCGGCUGGUGGUGCGUCGCGUCCUGGGCACCGUGCUACCCGAUAAAGUAGCGCAACUGCCCAUCGCACCCUCACUGAAAGAGUACCUCCUCUGCCAGAAUAAAACGCUCACCUACAACAAAUUCUUCGCCGACUGACCGUGGGUCGGCAGGCACAAACACACUUGUACUCACUGUUUGAUCUGUGUAACUUUCAUACCAUGCUGAUGCACUUCUGAUGUUCAUUAUGUGAUGGUCAGUUUUUCACAAAUGUUAAAUACAACGUGGAUUGUACGUUUUACGACUUGAUAGUCGGUUUUUUAGGUGUAUAUGCCGCUUGUACAAAUUGUGUGGAUAUUUUGCGCAUAUUUGAACAGUUUUGCUACUAAUUUUUGAUAUUAAGCUGAACACCUUAUUGAGAAUACGGAAUGUUUUAUUAACGCUUUACGGAUUUGUAGCCAAAUACCUACAAAAUGAACAAUAAAUCGGCUUUAU
This is a messenger RNA of Paramacrobiotus metropolitanus, 2224 nucleotides long. Its product is annotated as ankyrin-3-like. Lineage: Eukaryota; Metazoa; Tardigrada; Eutardigrada; Parachela; Macrobiotidae. Bases 443 to 1888 code for a protein of 481 amino acids. Gene Ontology annotation, molecular function: protein binding. The record is from RefSeq and is a predicted model, not a curated record. The transcript is spliced from 8 exons.